AUGCCCGCUGGAACCAUGAUCCCAGAAAAGCCCCCAAAGCAGAUUAGAGAUUGGUCUGUUUGGACGGGUUGGCGUAACAUAGGUGAUGGCAGGGUUUGCGUUAGACGCAAAGCGUCGAGACAUGUCACGCCAGAUGUUGAAGGAUAUGAUUUGCGCACCACAUGGUUGUUUAACGCAAAGGAUCAAUGGUAUCAGCUUGAAGCCCAAACCAAAUGGCAGGAACUCGAAACAGCCGAAGCAGAUCUUCCCUUUCAGGCGGAGAUUCUCGUGACACAUUUUGAGAGGUCCGAGGCGGCUUCUCAUUCACCGGUCGUCGAAGCUGCAGCGCCCGAGGAAGCGGAGCCAGCGCGUCGCGCGGUCCGCGAGGCAGACGGCGAAGCAGCGGCAGAAGAAGAUGCGCGGCCGGAGCGCCCCUCCGAUGAAGCGGCAGAGGCGGAGGACGAAGAGGAAUGGGUAGAAGAGUUGGUCAUAAUGGAUUUGGCCAAGGAAAAAGGGUUGGAAAUGGCGCCAACCAGAUACGAGGCUCACGUGCAGUACCCUUACGAAGAGUACCUGAUACCGUUUGGUGCCUUGGUCUGGUAUAGAAAUAAGGAUGCUGGAACGUUCGCACCAAAGGGCGAGCCAGCUCUUUACAUGGGGCCCGAAGUGGUGGACGGAAUCCGUCACAAGGGUGCUCAUAUGGUGGCUGCGCUUAGGUCAAUCCGAGACGGAGACUUUGCGGUCACGGUCACCAAGGACCUUGCAGUGCCAAAUGGGCGCUGGAGCUUUCCGCUGGCUAAGGCAAGAGUGUUGGAUGAAGUUAAUCCUCACCACCGUCUGUUUGACAGCUUGUUGGACUUUCACGAGCCCCUGCGCUUGGAGCGAAACUACAAGCCGCCGGAGGAGGAGGAAGUGCCUGCCUUCUCAGGCCCAAGUGACGUCGCAGAGGCGGAGUCCCCAGGUGGGGCGGCUGCUUGUGUUGACUUGAUCCUUGGGGCAGUCGCAAAGGGUGCUUGUACGGACGUUGUUGCCCAACAGCUGUUUGAGUCGCUGAGUAAGCCUGGUCCCUUCGCACUUGCGGCAAAAGCCAGGAGGGAACUUGAGAAGAAGGCGAAAGGUGCUUGUUUUGUGGAGUUCUGUUGUGCGUCGUACAGUCAGUUGCGUCGCGUUGCAAAGAGCUUCGGAAUAGAAUACCUUGGCUUGAGUCUUGACUUCGUGGACUUGUCGGACCCAGAUGCCUUUGCGCAGGUUGAAGCUUGGGCAGUUGACAGGGCAGAGGCCGGCGUUGUGAUUCACUUGUUGGGAUCGUUACCUUGCACGCCUUGGGUUUCUUGGCAGCACCUUAACUUGGCAAAACAAGGUGAAGAGUUCAGAGCGUGUGUUGAAAAGGCUCGCGAGGAGUCGUUGGUGUUGGUUGAACACUUCACAAGGUUAGCGGAAGUUGCUGUGUGUUCAGGAGGGUCCGCGUCGUUUGAAUGGCCGAAGUACUGCGCGGGAUGGGUUCAGCAGCCGGUGCUGGACAUGAUAUCCCAGUUUGACAUGAAGAUGAGCCAUCCAACAGGGUGCGGUUUCCGCUUGUGCAUAGACGGCAAGUGGCCGUUGAAACAGUGGUGUGUCGUCAGUACGCAUGCGCGGUUGACUGUUGAGUUGGACCGUCGUUGUUGCAGACAUGACAAAGGCCACAAGCAUGACCAGCUGACCGGUGAUGUGGCAUGGAAAUCCGGGUUUUACAACAGAGCGAUGGCCACGGUCAUCCUUGGAGCUCUAUUCCCGAAAGAAGUACAUGACCAUGUCCCUGCGUGUCCAGUCGUGGCAAUUCCGGAAGGACCGGAACAGCACGCGGAGCGGGAUGUCCCAUUCCCGGCAGAGCUGACAGAAGUAACCGCCAUGGUGACCAAGGCACUUACUAGAAAGGAGAUGCUUGAGUCGGCUCCGGCGUUGGAGGCUGUUGCCAAAGAGGGAGAGAAGAUGCGUGCCAAAGAAGUUUGGGACGAUGCCACCGCCAUAGAAGUUGACGUGCUGUGUCGUCAGGCAAGAGAAAAGGGAGAGAAGAUACACAUAGCCGACGCAAUGGCUAUUGCUGGGAUUAAGAACUCAGAGCUCCCGCCGGACAAGCAUGUUCACAAGGGAAGGGUGGUAUAUCGUGGGGACAUCACUAAGGAUGAACAAGGAUCCCCGGCCUUGUUUCGGGAGUUGCAGUCGCUUCCCACCAACAUACAGGCCAUCAACCUCACCAUCUUCUUGGGCAUGAUAUCAGGUUGGUUGGUACAGGCUGCUGCGCUUGUCAGGCCUUUUUACAGGCGUGUGGCCGUUAAGCUACGUAAGGCAUUGUAUGGCCACCCGGAGGCUCCCGCGGACUGGCAGGCGCAUCUGGAAAGUGUACUUGUUGGCAUGUUGUUGGCUGUUGCAGUAGAUGGUUUUCCGUCAGUGUUUUGGUUACCUUCCUUGUGUGUGUUGGUCACCAUAUACGUCGAUGACAUCCUAGCAGCAGGCAAGCCAGCAUCGUUGGCCAAGUUCUGGGAAGAACUUCAACGCCACAUUGAGAUAGAGACACCUGGUGGAGUGGACCGGUUUUUGGGCAGGUACCACCUAACUCAGAGUGAGGGGGGUGUUAUCUUGCAUAUGUCGGAAUAUGCCCGCCAAUGUGUUGACCUAUACCUUAGCCUACCUGGGUCAAAGCCUCUCAAGGCGGCAGACUCGCCGUACGUGGCGGAGGGCACGCUCACGUUGGAAGACUACGAAAUCAAGGUAGCUCUGUCGACCCAGUCUGCGAAGAUACUUAUGAAAUUACUUUGGUUGGCACGGUUGUGUCGUCCUGAUCUAUCAUACGCGAUCUCGGCCCUAGCCUCGCAAUCGGCUACUUGGAGUAAAAAUGCCGAUAAACAAGUCCAUAAGUUGCUUUGCUACGUCUAUGCAACUAUGGAUGUGGGGUUGAGGGGGGUGGUUCGAGACAAGCUAGAAGAUUGCCAGCUUGAUUUGUUUGUUGACGCAGACCGUCCGCACACGGCGAAAUCCACCAGUGGCCUCUGGUUACAGGUUAGUGGACCAUCUGGGACGCAGUUCCCGAUAGCUUGGAGCAGUCGAAGACAGGGAGCCGUCAGUCGUUCAACGACGGAGGCUGAGAUGGUGUCACUAGGCGAAGGCUUGUUUGUCGAGACCUUGCCGGUACAGGACUUGCUGUCGAAGGUGUGCGGAACCACUGUACCUUUGGUAUUGCAUGAGGAUAACGAAGCUGUUUUGAAAGUGGUAGAGGCGGGGUACUCAGUGAAACUUCGAGGGCUGGUUAGAACCCAAAAGCUUUCCAUAGCCUCGGUGUCGGACUUUGUUAAGAAGCACAAGAACGAAAUUAUGCUGAGGUACACCAACACUAAGGAGCAGCUGGCAGACCUGUUCACUAAGGCGAUGUCCAGGAUGCCGUUCCGAGAACUUGCUGCAAAACUGGGGUUAACUAAGGUCCCUAGCUCCUAG
Messenger RNA from Symbiodinium pilosum, 3447 nucleotides. NCBI's taxonomy places the organism in Eukaryota, Dinophyceae, Suessiales, Symbiodiniaceae. The record is from the annotation of a GenBank genome assembly.